CCUCAUCAAAGCCUCUACUGGUGCCUGUGUUACUCCAUUGCUUUUUAUUCCACCUUUCUCCAUGUAUCUUUAUCCUCUAUCUCUUCUUCCAUACCUUUAGUUUCACUCUCUCUCAUCCCUGAGACUUGGAAACAGCCUACAGUUAACAAAAAACACACUCCAUAGUGAAUAAGAUGUCUACUAGGAGAUCUCGUUCAAGGAGAUCGAGCUCUUCAAGGAUCACAGAUGACCAGAUUAUCGAUCUUGUCUCCAAGUUGCAGGCUUUACUCCCUGAGUCCCACCGUCGAAGCACUGAGAGGGAGUCGGCAGCCAAGGUCCUACAAGACACAUGCAACUAUAUUAGGAGCUUGCAUCAAGAAAUGGAUGACUUAAGCGAAAGGCUUGCUGAAUUACUUGCCACAACCGAAACAACCAGCGAUCAAGCUGCAAUCAUUAGAAGUCUUCUUAUGUGAUAGAACUCUUGUAGUACUUGAAUAAUCAUCACUCCUAGUUGGUCACCUUUUUUUUUUUCCUCUUUUUUUUUUUUCUUUCCUGAUCAUUAGGUUGUAGCUAGAUCCAAUGAGGGAAUGUUUAGUUCAAAUUAUGGUAAUACUGUUCGAAGUCUUCUGUUUGUAGAUUAAUGACUUGAUAUGGUCAUCCAAGCACUUAUGGUUGAUCUCUUGUUUUUAUCUUCCACCUAAACUUAAAUUUGAAAUAAAAAAGACUGUUGGCCUUAAUUCUUCAA
Elaeis guineensis (African oil palm) is the source of this 724-nucleotide messenger RNA. RefSeq names its product transcription factor ILI6. The record is from RefSeq and is a predicted model, not a curated record. Gene Ontology annotation, molecular function: protein dimerization activity. NCBI's taxonomy places the organism in Eukaryota, Viridiplantae, Streptophyta, Magnoliopsida, Arecales, Arecaceae. Gene Ontology annotation, biological process: regulation of growth; regulation of DNA-templated transcription.